AUGUUGCAUACGGCAUGGAUUCCUAGUACAUCGGGCGUCUUGCAAGAUGCCGAGAAGGGGGCAGAUCCAUGCAGGCAGCGGGCGGUGGGAGGAAUGCUUGUUGAGGUGAGGGGUUUCUGGGACUGCAGAAUGCAGAAUGCAGAGGAUGGCAUAACGCAAGGACUUGGUGAAGACAUGAAACGGUGGAUGGGAUGGAAAGUUAGAAACAGAACGAAGGUUGAAGAAGAAGAAUGCAUGGAAUGGCAGGCAACGCAAGGAGUGGUGCAUAAUUGCCCUGCUGCAGAUAAUUCCCCACUAUAUCAACUCUAA
This is a messenger RNA of Aspergillus puulaauensis, 309 nucleotides long. RefSeq lists its product as uncharacterized. NCBI's taxonomy places the organism in Eukaryota, Fungi, Ascomycota, Eurotiomycetes, Eurotiales, Aspergillaceae. The transcript has a single exon. The coding region runs from base 1 to 309 and encodes 102 amino acids. The record is from RefSeq and is a predicted model, not a curated record.